Microplitis mediator is the source of this 1839-nucleotide messenger RNA. RefSeq lists its product as uncharacterized. The coding region runs from base 1 to 1839 and encodes 612 amino acids. Lineage: Eukaryota; Metazoa; Arthropoda; Insecta; Hymenoptera; Braconidae. The record is from RefSeq and is a predicted model, not a curated record. The transcript has a single exon.
AUGGGUAGUGACAAUAAAAGUACGCCAAACGAGGUGGAAGCCAUAACCGUCAGCAAAGAAUUGGCGGGCGGCGACAUCUUGGUUGUGACGGAGCAGGCUACAAACAAAGAGGAGGCAGGUAGCAACAAUUCUAAAACUAGUGAACUAGAAGAAGAAGAAGCACAAACGACAGCAGAUUUGGAGGGAGGAGAAAGUGAGAAAGCUAGCGAGGGAGAGGGCAAGGCCAAGAAAAAGCGGGGAAGACCGCCGGGAAGCACAAAUAAAGGUAAAUUAAAAGAGGGGGAGCAGCAGAUUUUAAACUUCCUCGUGAGCAAGGAAAUGGAAAAGAAGGAAAAUAGGAGUAAAGAGGAGGCAGGUAAAUUUAGACGAAUCACAAGAAGCAGCAGCGCCCCAAAAUUAAAUGAGAUGACAAUCCACAGUGAAGGCAGACAAACAGCUGUGGAAAUGAGCGCUUUUUUUACAAGAAGCAGAAUAAGUAGGUCACCAAUAAAAAUCAACUCUGACCAAAGAGAUGAUAAAGAUGCAGAAAUACAAAUUGGAGCACAGGAGGUGACAAGCGUCAUAGAGGGGAAAGAGAACAAGGAGGAAAAUGGAGCAGAAAGAGCAGAGGAAGCAAGAGACACUCGGAGUAAGGUAGCGGAGAAAGGUACACAGACACAGGUUGAGCAGGAGCUAGGGACGAAAGUCGGCUCCUCAGAAACAGAGGACAAGGGAUGCGAUUGCAAGUGCUGCAAUGAAAACCAAAAAAGAAUGGAAAAGUUGGAAAAAAACCUCAUAUCCCAGCUGGAGAUUUUGAGGCUAGAACUAGUGAAAGCGAUAGUCAAGUCGGGAGUAAGCGACUCAGAAAAAAAGACAGAAACUGAAGAGAUGCUCAGUGAAAUAAGUGACAACCCGAGUCAGUGGAGUGAAGCGGACGUUGAGUCACAAGAAGAAGAGGUGAGGGUAAAAGAAAGAAAAAAAAUGAAAAAAAAGAGAAGCAAGCAGGGAAGAUCAGGCGACCAAGAGAGGUUUAGACUGAAUGCGACACCGGAGGGAGGCACAGGGGCGGAAAAAAAUACUAGAGAAAUCGGAGCAGUGAGUAGCAGGGAAAACAGGAAAGUGACGGGCAAAGAAGCCCGGGGGAGUGGGGGACUAGCAAUACAAACAGCUGACAGCACCCGCAAGGAUGCCAGCAAAAAGAGGGGGGAGAAAUCAAGCAGCGAACGGGAUAACACAAGCUCAGAUGGGUCUUUUAAAAAAAGGGGAAGCAGGAAACAGUAUGGAACACACGCGGCAAAGGAGACCAUCAACAAGCCAGGUCCAAUGGCAGCUGAGGAGUGGUCGGAGGAAUUUAAGGAGAGAAGCAGGAGGAGAAACACGAUAUAUAUGUGGGGAGAUACGGACCUAGGAGACAAAACAAACGCAGAGCUGGAAGGAAUAAUUAAAUUAAACCUUGGAGAGGAGGUGAGAAUUGAAAAAAGUAUUAAAAUGGAGAUGGGGUACGUAAUCCAUCUGGAUUCAAUGAAAACGAAGCUGAGAAUCAUGGCAAAAAAAUCCGGGCUCAGAGGAAAGGGACUCUGGGUCGACGAUGACCUCACAGAGAGGCAGGCUGUGGUGUUACAGUGGCUGGAAGCAGAGGUCACUAGGCUGCGGAGGGACGGACAAAAAGCCAGAAGGAAUUAUAUGAAGGUGGAGUUAAACAAUGAAUGGUGGGUCUGGGAUGAAAUAAGGGGUGACAUGAGGAGGAUAACUGAGUUGCAAAGAGUGCAGGACCCCAGUAAAAAUGCGCAAGACCAGUGGAGAGGGGGAAACUUUCGAUUCGAGAGGGACAGAAGGAAAGAGGGAGAUCAAAAGAAGUAA